Molecule: messenger RNA, 2256 nt
Organism: Telopea speciosissima
Lineage: Eukaryota; Viridiplantae; Streptophyta; Magnoliopsida; Proteales; Proteaceae
Product: root phototropism protein 3-like
Exons: 4
Coding region: 245-2218 (657 amino acids)
Molecular function (GO): protein binding
Source: RefSeq, a predicted model, not a curated record
UCAAGCCCAUUACUUCACAGCCUGUGAGAGUUCUAGAAAAUCUGGAAGAACCAGACAAUCUAAGAUAAUUCCAAGUAGCCCAUGUGGUAUUCGACAACUUUUCCUUCUUCUUCACCAGUUCUCCUUAUCUUUCCUGUUUUAUAUUUUCCUGCUCAGUUCUUCUGUUCAAUUCUUUAUUCUUCACCUGUUCUGGAGAUUCUUCUCUGAAGAAAACCCAAACCAUUCUGGCUUUCUGGUUUCCAACAUGUGGGAGUCAGAGAGUGAGUCUGUUGGGGGAAGAGAGUAUGGAGAUGGAGUCCUCAGUUCAAGUAACCAUGGAGUUAAGACUGAUGGGUUCGAACGAAGAGAUCAGUCAUGGUAUGUUGCUACUGAUAUUCCAAGUGAUGUUCUUGUUCAAGUUGGAGAUGUUAGUUUCCACUUACAUAAGUAUCCCUUGCUAUCCCGGUGUGGAAAGAUGAAUAGAAUCAUAUAUGAAUCACGAGAUGCAGACCUGAACAAGAUAGUAUUGGAUGAUCUUCCAGGUGGAGCUGAUUCAUUUGAGCUUGCAGCAAAAUUCUGCUAUGGGAUUGCAAUUGAUCUGAACGCUGCAAAUAUCUCAGGCCUUAGAUGUGCUGCAGAGUAUCUUGAGAUGACAGAGGACUUGGAAGAAGGCAAUCUCAUAUUCAAGACUGAAGCAUUUCUGAGUUAUGUAGUCUUGUCUUCAUGGAGAGACUCAAUUCUAGUGUUGAAGAGUUGUGAGCAGCUCUCUCCAUGGGCAGAAACUCUCCAGAUUGUACGUAGAUGCAGCGAGUCCAUUGCUUGGAAGGCUUGUGCGAACCCAAGAGGUAUCAGGUGGGCUUAUACAGGAAGACCCACAAACUGGAAUGAGAUGAAAGAAUCAAGCCCCAGUAGGAAUCAUCAGGUACCUCCAGAUUGGUGGUUUGAAGAUGUUUCAAUUCUUAGGAUUGAUCAUUUUGUCAGGGUUGUUACAGCAAUCAAGGUGAAAGGAAUGAGAUUUGAGUUAAUUGGAGCAGCAAUUAUGCAUUAUGCAUCAAAAUGGCUCCCAGGAUUGAUGAAAGAAGAUAAGGCAGAUGAAGGAAGUAACAGUAGCUGGAGAAGUGAACUCCAUAUGAUUGUUGCAGGCAUUAAAGAAGAUCCACCAGGUGUUCAGAUCAGAGAACAAAGGAUGAUCAUUGAGAGUCUCAUCAGCAUAAUACCAGCACAGAAGGAUAGUGUCACCUGCAGUUUCCUUCUUCGGCUUUUGAGAAUGGCAAAUAUGUUGAAGGUUGCACCUGCUCUGGUCACCGAAUUGGAGAAACGCGUUGGGAUGCAGUUUGAACAGGCUACUUUGCCUGACCUGCUUAUUCCUUCAUAUAACAAAAGUGAAACCUUAUAUGAUGUGGAUCUUGUUCACAGGCUUUUGGAACAUUUUUUGGUACAAGAACAGACAGAACCUUUGAGUCCAAGCAUGGAGUCUUUCACGGAGAAGCACACAUAUGAAGGGAAUCUAAGAAGUAAUGCACCUAAUGCAAAGAUGAGAGUAGCAAGGCUUGUGGACAGUUAUCUUACAGAAGUUGCCAGAGACAGAAACCUCUCCUUGACAAAGUUCCAGGUCUUAGCAGAGGCCUUGCCUGACUCUGCGAGAACUUGCGAUGAUGGACUCUACCGAGCAGUAGAUUCAUAUCUUAAGGCCCAUCCAACACUCUCUGAGCAUGAGAGAAAGAGGCUCUGCCGUGUAAUGGACUGUCAGAAGCUGUCCAUGGAUGCCUGCAUGCAUGCUGCACAAAAUGAAAGGCUCCCACUGAGAGUAGUGGUGCAGGUCCUAUUCUCUGAACAGGUAAAGAUAAGCAAUGCCAUAGCAAACAACUCCUUGAAGGAAACUGGAGAAUCUUAUUACCAGCCAAUGGUAUCAAAUCGGAAGGCCUUGCUUGAAGGGACUCCACAAUCCUUCCAAGAGGGAUGGGCAACAGCAAAGAAGGACAUUAACACACUUAAGUUUGAGCUUGAGAGCACCAAGGCUAAGUACAUUGAGCUCCAGCAUGACAUGGAAAAUUUGCAGAGGCAGUUUGAUAAGAUGUCAAAGCAAAAGCAGUCAUCACCAUGGAGCAGUGGGUGGAAGAAGCUGAGCAAACUCACUAAAAUGACAGCUUUGGAGGCUCAGGACAUUGGACCACAGAUCCCACCAUCUGCAGAAAAUACAAGAAAGAUUACCAGAAGGUGGCGGAAUUCUAUUUCCUGAACAAUGAGGUCGAAAGGGUUAAAGCUACAGAGAGUGAU